UCCCGGCCCUGGGUGCUCCGCUGCGCAGUCUCGACCGCCUUCUCUAGGUAGUGGAACCUGCGGACUCUUGAACUUCAGGAUGGUUCAUGCUAAGCGGUGGACCUUGAAGAAGCACUUUGAGGGCCACCCAAAAAAUAGUAACUUUGAGCUGAAGACAGUUGAACUUCCGUCCUUAAAAAAUGGAGAGGUCCUGCUGGAAGCUUUGUUCCUCACUGUGGAUCCUUACAUGAGAGUGGCGGCCAAGCAAUUGAAAGAGGGCGAUAUGAUGAUGGGGGAGCAAGUGGCCAGAGUUGUGGAAAGUAAAAACUCAGCCUUCCCAACAGGAAGUGUAGUUUUGGCUUUUUCAGGCUGGACAACACACUCCAUUUCUGAUGGGAAAGAACUGGAGAGGCUGCCUGAGAACUGGCCAGACACAUUACCUCUGUCUUUGAGGCUGGGAACAGUUGGCAUGCCAGGCCUAACAGCCUACUUUGGCCUUCUGGACAUCUGUGGAGUGAAGGGUGGAGAGACUGUGCUGGUGAACGCGGCAGCGGGAGCCGUGGGCUCUGUCGUGGGGCAGAUAGCCAAGCUCAAGGGCUGCAAAGUUGUUGGAGCAGCGGGGUCGGAUCAUAAGGUUGCCUACCUUAAAAAGCUUGGAUUUGAUGUUGCCUUUAACUACAAGACAGUGGAGUCUUUGGAAGAAACUUUGAAAAAAGCUUCUCCUGAUGGUUACGAUUGUUAUUUUGAUAAUGUAGGUGGAGAAUUUUCAAACACUGUUAUCCCCCAGAUGAAGACAUUUGGAAGAAUCGCUAUAUGUGGGGCCAUCUCCACAUAUAACCUUACUCGUCCACUUCCCCCAGGCCCACCGCCAGAGGUUAUCAUCUAUAAGCAGCUCCGCACAGAAGGGUUCAUCGUCAACCGCUGGCAAGGAGAGGUCCGCCAGAAGGCUCUGGAAGACUUGCUGAAGUGGGUCAGAGAGGGUAAGAUCCAGUACAAUGAAUACGUCACUGAAGGAUUUGAGAACAUGCCAGCUGCAUUUAUGGGAAUGCUGAAAGGCGAAAAUUUGGGGAAAACGAUAGUGAAAGCAUGAAAAAAAUGACACAUGGAAUUUAGAAACCAUUUGGAUGAUUACUUAAUUUUUUGGACCCAUUUAGUAAAAAUGUAUACAGCCUUUAUUAUCUAAGAAAGAGUGGUUGUAAUGAGUUUGAGCCACCUAAUAAAGUACAUUUAAAUAGUAUGUAAUUAGCAAUAGAGAAUGAAUAUUUCAUUGUGAACAGCAGCCAGUCACCUCACUGCGUACUACAGCUCCUUCUGGGUUAUGGUAGAAAAUAGUGGCUUUGGAGUCCAAAAGUCUACUGCCUCCAUGACCCUGAACUUCUGAUUUUUUUGCAUCUGUAAAGUAAGAUAGCGCUAUCUACUUCAUAUACAUAUUAUACAUUUACUUAAAACACCAGCAUAAUGCCUGGCACACGCAUAUAUUGGGUACCCAGUAAGCGUUAGCUCCUUCCCUGCAGAAAUUGGUGACUUGAAAGUCCUAAGGUGACCCCCUUAUAAUUUAUGACUACACAAGAAAUACUCAUUGCUAACAUACGGGGCUCUCCGGGCAGCCCACUCUGUUCCUUCUUCUGAAGGUGAGUUUCAUAACAGGACAGGCCAAGGAAGGCAAUGUGUCCUUCACCACAGCUACAAAAAAGAUAGCACAUGGGAAUAUACAUAAAGCCUAUGAAAUUGUGCAAGACUGAUAGGAGGAAAACAUCUAAACAUUAUCGAGGAACACAAAAGCCUUUAACAUAUGGAAAAGGACCGUGCUCUUGGACAUUCAGAUGUCAAUUCCAUUGAUCAAUGCUGCCACCAAGUAGAGGAGGGGUUCAAUUAUAGUACAAUGAAAAGACGGAAGAGUGUGUGUGCGCGUGCGUGUGUGUGUGUGUGUGUGUAAAAUCUCUGCAAAGGUGUAAUAAACUACCGACACCCCUGGCAGUCUCCCAGGAAAACUCAGGAGUGCCUGAAGGGCAGGACUAAGAGAAAAACUUUACACUGUAUAGCCUUUUGAACUUUUUGAAUUUGGAAUCUUAGGAACAAAUUAUUUAGUCACUAUUACAAAUAACAAAAAUUCAAAGUCCCUGCCCUUUUGUGUCCCCCUUCCUAUAUGGGGGAAACAAAACAGGCAUGAGAUAAAGCUCAGGAAAGCGUGGGGACACCCUAAGAUCGAACGCCCCUGUGUUUUUAGCUCUCGAACUUGCCCACACUUGAGCCUCCAGCAAUUCAUUGAAGUUUCAGUUUUCCUAACCUGGUAUUGGUUCAUAUGGAGGUUUCUGCCCUUUGGCUUCUCCCAUAACCGGUGAUCCUGUGUAUCUGCCUGUCUGACUCACCGAUUUUGCAGGCAGUGUUUGGCCCUAUGAGCUCAGUCCUCUGCUAGAUCUAUUGUAAAGAGAGUUGCUGAUAUUUUAGUUUUUAGUUAACUUUUUUUUUCCUUGUUAGGACAAGAGUGUUGACUGCCAGUGCAACACUUGCCAGACCAGAAGCCAGAAGUAAAGAGCAUGUAUUUUUAAUUUUGAUAAUUAUCCUUUUUUUCCUCCGAUGGUUAGUGCUUUUACUUUCUCACUGAAGAAAUCAUUGCCUAGCUCAAGAUCAUAAAAUUUUUCUCCCACAUUUUAUUCUGUAAAUUUUAUACAGUUUAAAUUUUAUGUUAGAUCGGUGAUAAAGCAGGGAAUAGAUUAGGAUUGAAUGCAAAGAGGCACAAGAGAAUUUUGGGGGGUGGUUUUAGUGUCCUUUGGGAUAGGGAUUAUAUAAAGUAGACAAUUUGUCAAAACUCAUAAAAUGGUAACUUUAAAUGUGUGCAUCUUAUUGUAUGUAAGUUAUACCUCAACAAGUUAAUUUUUAGAAAAAUGUGUCCAGUACAAAAUGUUGGCCACAGACAAGAGCUUGGCGGCUAGCAAAUUGCUAGGGACUCCUGACUUACUUGGAAGGAGAAAUAAAUACAAUGAACAACAGUCCAAGGGAUGCCAAAGUGUGUAAGUACAAGCACAAAGUACGUACUUGGCAGGAAAGUCACCUACAUGGGCAUAAAUGUAUUCUUUCAAUUUAAGAGCAGCACAGAUCUUCAUGUUUCCUCCACUCCCAUCUACAUCUCUUUCUGGAAUUUAUUUUGGUCCCAGGAGUAAGAUAGGUAUCCAUCUUCUUUCCAAGGUACCAGCCAGUUUUUCCACCACCACUUAUGGAAUAAUCCAUCUUUCCUCCCUUGAUUUGAAAUACAUCUUUAAUAUGCAUUCUACUCAUAGAAACUUGGUUCCAUAUCUAGACUCACCUGUUCAAUUGAUCUUUAUUAUUGUCGCUAAUGUAAGUAAGGUUUUGCCACUACAGUUUUGAUUGGUUAUUGGAAUUUUGGAAAGUUUUCACGUACACUUGACAAUCUGCACAAUUAAUUUUUAAAGUGAAGUACUAAAGAAGACAGCGCUAUUUUCAAUACAGUAGUACCCUGUAUAUGAUGGAAUAUUACUCAACCUUAAAGAAGGAAGUCCUGUCACUUGUGACAGUUUGGAUGAACCUAGAAGGCAUUAUAUUAAGUGAAAUAAGCCAGACAGAGGCACAAAUACUGCAUGGUGUCACUUAUAUGCGAAAUCUGCAGAAACAGUAGAAAAGUGGUUGCCAGGGCUUGGGUGUGGGGAACUAAAAAGAGCUUAGUAAAGGGCACAUUCAGGUAUAUGAUGAAUAAGGUCUGAGGAUCUAAUGUAGAACGUGGUAAAUAGAGUUGAUGACACUAUUAUAUAAAAUUUGCUGAGAGUAAAAGUUAAAUGUUCUCAUGCAGUAAAGGAAAAACGAGAGAUCAUCGAUAUGUUAGCUUGGUUGGGGGGGAUCAUUUCACAAUGUGUAUGUAUAUGAAAUCAUGUAUAC
Molecule: messenger RNA, 3870 nt
Organism: Pteronotus mesoamericanus
Lineage: Eukaryota; Metazoa; Chordata; Mammalia; Chiroptera; Mormoopidae
Gene: PTGR1
Product: prostaglandin reductase 1
Exons: 10
Coding region: 80-1069 (329 amino acids)
Biological process (GO): prostaglandin metabolic process
Cellular component (GO): cytoplasm
Molecular function (GO): 15-oxoprostaglandin 13-reductase [NAD(P)+] activity; 2-alkenal reductase [NAD(P)H] activity
Source: RefSeq, a predicted model, not a curated record